Molecule: messenger RNA, 1014 nt
Organism: Volvox carteri f. nagariensis
Lineage: Eukaryota; Viridiplantae; Chlorophyta; Chlorophyceae; Chlamydomonadales; Volvocaceae
Exons: 4
Coding region: 109-1014 (301 amino acids)
Source: RefSeq, a predicted model, not a curated record
GCCGUGGGGGAGCCCGCAGUCGCGGCCAUCCGUGCUUACUACCCCGACGACAACAGUGUCACUGCCGCAAUCAACGCGGGACUCGAGGAGGUCCAAGCGCUCCUGACAAUGGACAUCGGUGAGAUGGCGGGGACCGUCCGCCCGGAUAGCGUAUGGAGCAUCGCCACCAAACCCGUCACCGGAGUCAAGCUGGGACAGGACCACAUGCACCUGCUGGGGACCGUUUCCGUCACCGGUGAAGGCGGCCAGCCAGCCAGGCGGGGGGGCCCUGCAUGUUCCGAUGACCUGCCUGAGGAGAUCGAGUACAGCGGAGAUGGCGAGGAUGACGAGAGUGAUGACGAAGUGGGGCCCAGAGCAGCCAGCGACACCAUGAACACACGGGAUGAGGCCGCGGGUCGCGCUGGCGGUGAGAGCGGCGAGGUGGCUGGCGAGGGUCCCGUGGUCGGCGAAGGAACCGUGGGCGGUGAGGAACCCGCGGGCGGCGAGGAACCCGCGGGCGGUGAAGAACCCGCGGGCGGCGAGGAACAUGCGGGUGUUGAGGAACCUGUGGGCGGUGAGGAACCUGCAGGCGGCGAGGAGGCGCGCGAUGACGACCAGUCUGACUCCGACGGAGGAGAGCGUGGACGCCUGCUGAAGCGGCCGCGUGAUGUCAGCAUACUGCUGGCCUUGCGCGUGUUCACACGGCGGUUCAAUGCUUGCAUCGCCCGUCAACCCCGUGACCGUAUCCGUGGCAGGUUUUGGGGUGUCGACAUGCGUGAGGCUGUCAUGUUGCUGAACGAGGGUGACGAGGAUCACCUUUCAGACGGCGACUAUGUGGCCGUGCUGGAGGAGGUGGAGGGCCGCGCAGUAGUGCGUGUGGCCCUGGUGGAGGGGCUGCUCUGCCCCCAGGGGCGUGGCAGGGGUGCAGCCCGUUCUCGCCUGUCUACCACCAGGCGGCUUGACAUCGGUAACCCAGAUGGCAGGUUGCUGCUCCGCCUUCUACACCCUUCGCAAACCGGUGGCACGUAUGGGUAG